AUGCUCUAUCUGGCCCCCCUGUUCUGGAUGGGCAAACUAAAGGCCAGAUUCGGAGCUGAUCAAGACCCUAGCCGCACACCAUCAGUGGUAGCGGGGCCUGUUACAAUCUCAGAGAAUAUAACACGCCCGUACCUACGCUGGCUAGGAAUCCUCUUCGACAAGAAGCUCAGCUUUAAAUAUCAUGUUAAAGAAAUGGCUCCCAUAGCUAUAAUCGUUAGCCGUGAGGAACCCUGGCCGACCAUCAGGCCAGUACGUACUACAGGAUAUCUACAAGAGGAUCAGGACCCUGAGAGGCAGGGGCCUGCAGCAGGGAGAUAUGGAGCUGCGCUGGAUCCCUGCGCAUAUCGGAAGGUCUUAAGGAUAUACGAGGGCCUGAGCAAGCCCCAGACCUCUAUAAUUAUCCAGAUGCGCACUAUGAGGAUCGGACUGAGGCAUUUCCUCUUCAAGAUAAAGCAGGUCGACUCCGACCGUUGCGGGUGUGAAUUAGGUUCUCAAACGCCUAAACACGUCCUUAUGGAGUGCUCGCUGCACCUCGCUGGUCGGAGAAUAAUGAUGGAACGUCUCGACUCUAUCGAGGGACUGCGUGGGCGUAUACAGGACUGCGACGCAGUCAUGAACCACCCGCAGGCGAUACGCUACGUCGCCGAUUUCAUGCAACGAACAGGCCUCCUACAACAAUUCCGAUUCGCCACAUUUAAAGACGAGGAGGACGAGGAGGUCCCGGAACCCAGCACCCUCCUGAAGGGACUCGAUCUAAACGAGGAAGACGAUGAUUAUAUUGAACACUAA
Aspergillus affinis is the source of this 789-nucleotide messenger RNA. RefSeq lists its product as uncharacterized. Lineage: Eukaryota; Fungi; Ascomycota; Eurotiomycetes; Eurotiales; Aspergillaceae. The record is from RefSeq and is a predicted model, not a curated record. The transcript has 3 exons. The coding region runs from base 1 to 789 and encodes 262 amino acids.